This is a messenger RNA of Elephantulus edwardii (Cape elephant shrew), 1470 nucleotides long. RefSeq names its product forkhead box N3 (gene FOXN3). Gene Ontology annotation, cellular component: nucleus. Gene Ontology annotation, molecular function: cis-regulatory region sequence-specific DNA binding; DNA-binding transcription factor activity. The transcript is spliced from 6 exons. Gene Ontology annotation, biological process: regulation of DNA-templated transcription. The record is from RefSeq and is a predicted model, not a curated record. NCBI's taxonomy places the organism in Eukaryota, Metazoa, Chordata, Mammalia, Macroscelidea, Macroscelididae. Bases 1 to 1470 code for a protein of 489 amino acids.
AUGGGUCCCGUCAUGCCUCCCAGCAAGAAGCCGGAAAGCUCAGGAAUUAGCGUCUCCAGUGGACUGAGCCCGUGUUACCGGGGCAGUGGUCUGUCCAAGGCUCUUCAAGAGGAUGAUGACCUCGACUUUCCCCUGCCUGAUAUCCGCUUAGAAGAGGGGGCCAUGGAAGAUGAGGAGCUGACCAACUUGAACUGGCUGCACGAGAGCAAGAAUUUGCUGAAGAGCUUCGGGGAGUCUGUCCUCAGGAGCGUCAGCCCCGUCCAGGACCUGGACGAUGACACGCCCCCGUCCCCCGCCCACUCAGACAUGCCCUACGAUGCCAGGCAGAACCCCAACUGCAAACCCCCCUACUCCUUCAGCUGCCUCAUAUUUAUGGCCAUUGAGGACUCCCCGACCAAGCGCCUGCCAGUCAAGGAAAUCUAUAACUGGAUCUUGGAACAUUUUCCCUAUUUUGCAAAUGCACCUACUGGGUGGAAAAACUCAGUGAGACAUAAUUUGUCCCUGAAUAAGUGUUUUAAGAAAGUGGACAAAGAGAGGAGUCAGAGUAUUGGGAAAGGGUCCUUGUGGUGCAUAGACCCAGAGUAUAGACAAAAUCUCAUUCAGGCUUUGAAAAAGACACCUUACCACCCGCACCCACACCCGCACCCUCACGUGUUCAGCACACCUCCCACCUCUCUUCAGGCUUAUCAAAGCACAUCAGGUCCACCCAUCUGGCCAGGCAGCACCUUCUUCAAGAGAAACGGAGCCCUUCUGCAAGAUCCUGACAUUGAUGCGGCCACUGCCAUGAUGCUUUUGAAUACUCCCCCUGAGAUACAAGCAGGUUUUCCCCCUGGAGUGAUCCAGAAUGGAGCGCGGGUUCUGAGCCGAGGGAUCUUUCCCAGCGUCCGGCCAUUGCCCAUCACUCCCAUUGGAAUGACAGCAGCCAUGAGGAACGGCCUGGCUGGCUGCCGGCUGCGGACUGAGAGCGAGCCAUCGUGCGGCUCCCCGGUGGUCAGCGGUGACCCCAAGGAGGACCACAACUACAGCAGCGCCAAGGCCGCCAGCGCCCGCAGCGCCUCGCCCGCCAGCGACUCCGUGUCCUCCUCCUCGGCCGAUGACCACUACGAGUUCACGGGCAAGGGCGCCCCGGAGGGCAGCGAGGGCAGCUUCCAGAGCCACGAGAGCCACAGCGACACGGAGGAGGAUGACAGGAAGCACAGCCAGAAGGAGCCCAAGGAGGCCCUGGGCGACAGCGGCUACGUGGCCCAGCACAGGAAGCGACAGCACCUGGCCAAGGCCAGGAAGGUCGCCAGCGACACGCUGCCCCUCAAAAAGCGACUCACGGAAAAGCCCCCUGAGAGUGACGAUGAGGAGAUGAAGGAGGCAGCCGGGUCCCUGCUGCACUUGGCCGGGAUCCGGUCCUGUUUAAAUAACAUCACCAAUCGGACGGCAAAGGGGCAGAAAGAGCAAAAGGAAACCACGAAAAAUUGA